Messenger RNA from Betta splendens (Siamese fighting fish), 1672 nucleotides. It is a transcript of the gene ankrd9, whose product is annotated as ankyrin repeat domain 9. Bases 249 to 1061 code for a protein of 270 amino acids. The record is from RefSeq and is a predicted model, not a curated record. NCBI's taxonomy places the organism in Eukaryota, Metazoa, Chordata, Actinopteri, Anabantiformes, Osphronemidae. The transcript has a single exon.
CUGUGUCUAUUCUAAUAGAACCUGCAACAGUUUAAGAGUCGCUAUGUUCGACAUGUCAGCAAUGUCCGACACUCGAUCCCGCUGAGCCCAAAACAAACAUCCACACAUGGCGCUGCACCGGCGGAGGGCGGGGCCGGCCGCUAUAAAGGUCCGCAUGAGCAAAGGACACGGUUUGACUGGGACCCUGCUCAACCACGAACAACCGCUCUGCUUCACACAACGUGACUUCAGUCUCAGGUGGGCUCGUGAUGCCGUGGCUGGUGUCCUGUCACCGGGACCACCUGUCUCCGUCGCAGCGCGAGUGCGAGCGCACUGCGUUCUCAUUCUACUGCGCAGUGCGGGAGCGGCUGCCGGUCUGGCUGCUGGAGGACAUGCGCAGCAUGGAAGUGUUCUGCUGGGACGACGGAUGCCCGCGACGCUUCCUGCCAUCUGAGGCCCUUCUGUACGCGCUCGUGCACGACCACCGGGAUUACGCACGUUACCUGUUAGACAGGUACGCAGUGAGCGCGCUCAGAGCGCCACGCUGCAGCUUCUGCUACUGCGGUAGCAGUGGUGCGCAGCACCUGAACGUAGCUGUGCGCUAUGACCGCGUGUCUAUCCUGGCCAUGAUGGUGGAGGCUCUGAAGGACACGCAGAGCGAGCGCCAGCGGUACCUGGACAGCUGUGGAGACUGCUUACACGUGGCUGACACGGGGAAGACAGCGGUGCAGUUGGCGGUGGAGCUUUCUCGAUCGGACUGUUUACUUCUCCUGCUGGUUCACGGAGCUGCGCCUGUCGGACUGGAUGCUGGGCUGCAGACGCUCGUUUCUUGUGACGCGUCACAGCGGCGCGAUGCGCAGCGCUGUCUUGACUUGUUGCUGCUAUUUGCACCCAAACCGACUCCGCUGCGCCGCUUACAGGAUGAACCGCAGCGUUGGCGAAGCCUGUUGGGCAGUGAGGUUUUUAGCUGGCUGUGUGGUCUGGCCCCGCCGCCCCUGCUACUGCAGGCUCUCAGGUGUUUGGCCCAGUCUGGCCCAGAUCAAAUCAGGAGGCUGCCAGACUUCUUGCAGCUGCACAGCUAACACUGGCAUCUGUUCUGCAACUGGCAACUGCCCAGGACUGCUACAAUUGGGCUGUUUGUCUACGACAUAAAGACUAAAGCAGACCCCGAUUCUGUUAAGUUAGCCUUUAGUACUGUUACUACGAGUAACUCAAACUGAAAUAUGAGUCUGUCAGAUUUGGAUUUAGAUGGAAGAAAAAAACUGACCUAACUUAAUCAUUACAAGUUUUAAUAUCACUACGUUAGCCGGAGAAGGGGAAGGCAGAGGCUGUUCUCUUAUCACUUCUCUGUUCUCACCUUAUUUUCAAUCAUGGACUCCAAUGACCUCAGAGUUUGAAGCUUUUUGAAAACUGAAUUCAUGAAACUGCGUUUACUGAAAAACCAAGUAUGAUCCUGAGGUAUUUGUACCUUAUUUGAGAAUUUUCUAUUUACUGUUACCUUGCCACAAUUUUGAGAUGAAUAUUGUGGUUUUACUCCGUUUGAACGCAGAUAAUUUGUUGUUAAUUUUUAUAAAGUAAUAAACAAAACAUCUAAUAAUAGCAACUGUUUGACAGAUCAGAGGUUCUAGAUUUUCUCUAACAAGCAGUUGUAGUUGUGAUUCACACAGAUUGUAUUAAACAUCUGUAAACAUCA